UUCCUUGAUUUCAAAUCAUGGCUCGCUCAACCUCUUGUUCCAAUGCCUUGUUUCAAUCCCUUAUGCUGUCUCUAACUCUGAUUCAUACUUAAGCUCUCUUUUUUCUCUCCUAUCCAUCGCCCCCUCGCCAUUUUCAACUCCCUCUUCCUUCUUAUUACUACCCAAUUCCACGCCCUCAAUUUCAUUUUUUCCCAAAUCUUCUUCAGAAUGCCCGACAAGUACUACUUAAAUUCUGGUGACAGAAAGGUUCUUACCACUAAUAUCGAAGACUGUGUUGAUGCAAUUGGUUAUGGUCAAGAAAAAGUCAUCACAACUUCCGUCGGGAAAACCUAUUAUCAAGCCUUAUAUAAUACUGCCAUCAGUGAAAACGAUGAUCCCAACGUUUCAAGCAAAAUCUUUCGCUUGAGCAAUUGCAUCUUGACUAGAUUGUCAGAUCAGGCAGAAACAUAUAUUAGAUUGGGUAUAAGAAAAUCAGAUUGGGCUAUUUUAACUGGCACUGCUGAUCGUUAUAACUUAUCCUCCUUGGACUCUUUAGACCCUUCCUCAAGUUACCAAUUUGUAUCCGUUUGCUACCAUCCUCCCUAUAAGAGAGCCACAACUUUUGUCAACAAAUCAACAAAUUCAAAUAUUUCUUUAAAUAUCGAUAACAUCUUGAAUAAUUUCUCCGUUGUUGCUGAUGUCUCCGUUAUCUUUAGAGCCUAUUUGGAAAAAAAGACUUCCACAGCUCUUGUCACCGAUCCUCCAAAAAAAAUAGACCCAAUUGAUUCAAAAAAUGAUGAAAAAUUCAUCGACUUUUAUGAUGAUCUUACAAUCUCAGAUAAAUCGGAAAAAAUUCCCUUUUAUAUUGGCGGCGAGCUAAUUAAUAUCAACAGGUUAAUUGAAUUGGCAGAAUUCGAUUGCUUUGAAAGAGAAUGCAUAGUUGAGGAGGCCUUUUUAAACCAAUGGAUUUCUCUAUCUUCAAAUUAAUUUCAUUACUUCAUCUUCAAAUUAAUUUCAUUACUUCAUCUUCAAAUUAAUUUUAAUUUUCAAACCUUCUUUUUUUUUGUUCUUUCACAUUUCUUUUUCUAAU
Molecule: messenger RNA, 1069 nt
Organism: Ascoidea rubescens DSM 1968
Lineage: Eukaryota; Fungi; Ascomycota; Saccharomycetes; Ascoideales; Ascoideaceae
Exons: 1
Coding region: 208-966 (252 amino acids)
Source: RefSeq, a predicted model, not a curated record